AUGUCGGGAAAGAAGAAAAGUUGUUUCCAGAUCACCAGUGUGACGCAGGCUGAGGGUGCUGCGAAAAGCAUCCCCGACGACACCGAGAGCCUGGAAUAUCCGGACGAGUCGCGGACGGAGGACGGGCCAUCGCAGAUGUUUGACGUUUCUCGGCUCGAUCCGGCGGUGGGUGACAGGAGCUCGUCGGAGGAAUUUUUGAACCACGUCGGAGACUCGCAGGAGAGCCAGCCGCCCGCAGGUCCUGUCAACGGGGGGCUGUCGGUGAAAAGUGCGCCCACUGGCCGUGUCACCCCUCACGGUGUUGGGGGGAAUGUGCCUGUGCCGGCCGCGGCUCAGCCCUCAGCUCCGAGCUCCGCUGUCUCCUCCAGUGGCGCUCACACAGCCCCCGGCACCAGUUGCAGUUCCCGUUUCAGGGUUAUUAAACUUGACCACGGCACCGGAGAGCCCUUCAGACGGGGCAGAUGGACGUGUACCGAGUUCUAUGAGAGAGAUUCAGAUGUUAAUCGGACUGUUGACAGCAUCAAGCCAACUGUCACCCUUGACCACAGCACGGACAGGGACAGUGGGCUGGGGGCCACCAGUAACUCUAUCGUCACUGGCAGUGCUUUUUCUGCACAAGCGCUGGAGACCACCACAGAUAGCGGUUACGCUGUCUCUGCUGGACACUCGGCCCACUCCCACCCGCCAGAGUCCCUGCAGAAAGGCUACGGCUUGUCCACGCAGAUCGGGAGCGGACUAAGUGCCUUCCAGCACACGGGGUGUACAGUUACUCCAUCCCCGACAGCAGCACAGGCUCAGGUCAAUGUGCAGUCUGUUUCUCCCCAAUCCUUUCUCUCCAACAGUCUCAAUGGUGCCCACCAAGGGGCAAUGCAGUCACCCAUUAAACCUCCUGCCUCGCAGGCCCAACAGUUUGCCUAUUCCACUCGUCCGACUGGCCACUCCUCAGGUCACCCAGACUAUCAUCAGCAACAUUUUGGCUCCGGCACUCAGAACUUCUCCAUACCAUCCUCCUCUGUAGAGUCCUCCGCCAGCCAGGUAUCCCCCCCUCAAAUCCCCCUUGCUGGUUCAGCACCACAAGGCCUGGGUGGAGAAACGGGCUCAGCGCCGGGUCUCGUGCAACAGGCUGGACACGCGUCAGCUAUGGUCCCCAUCCAUCCGGGAAGCACACAACAGCAGCAUGUCAGCCAAACUCAGCCUUCAGGAGGGUUAGGCAUCACCAUUGCACCCUCCGCCACCUCCACCUCCCACGUCGGGGGUCAGAACGUGCCUGCCACAGUGCCCAGUACAUCCAACAUACUUCCAGCUGUGUCCAGUAUGGCGUCUGGCAAAGGAGGGCUUGUCCAGCUCCAGGGGGCUCACGGCGGGGCCACAAAAGCCCAUCCGUCUCUCUUCUUCAACCCAACAGAAGAUGGGUGGCAGCAAAUCGAUGCUCUACCUCAGCAUAGUGCCAGCAUGGUUCCACUGAAAGACGGCGUUAAGCCUCCGAUCACCGGCGACAUCAAAUUGGCCAACCCAGCCGUCAACAGCUUCUUCGGCAUCCGCAUUACCAUGGAUAUGGAUGAGGACAGGAUCAGUAUGGGCAGAUAA
Molecule: messenger RNA, 1587 nt
Organism: Menidia menidia (Atlantic silverside)
Lineage: Eukaryota; Metazoa; Chordata; Actinopteri; Atheriniformes; Atherinopsidae
Source: the annotation of a GenBank genome assembly